AAUCCAUUUUCGUUCUACUUCACUGUUGCAAUUAUUAACUGAACCGUUGUUUCUUCCUCGUGGCGUAUGCCGUCUAAUUCGGGUGAAAUUCUUAAAAUUUAAUUUGUGAAUUGAAAGAUCAAGACGCCUAAUAUUAAAGGUCCAAGAUGUUGAUGCCAAAAGCUCAUCGUAUUGCUAUUUAUGAAUAUCUAUUCAAGGAGGGUGUGAUGGUUGCCAAGAAAGAUUUCAAUGCACCUAAACAUCCAGAACUCGAAAAUGUACCAAAUCUACAUGUCAUCAAAGCACUCCAGUCCUUAAAGUCUAAAGGAUUAGUUAAAGAACAAUUUGCAUGGCGCCAUUAUUAUUGGUAUUUGACCAAUGAAGGAAUCCAAUAUUUAAGAAAUGUAUUGAAUUUACCUCCAGAAAUUGUACCAUCAACCUUGAAACGACAGGUUCGAUCAGAAACAACAAGACAGAGGCCCAGAGCUCCUGAUGCUGCUCCUAAAACAACUAGUGAUCGAGAAGGUUACAGAUGGGCACCAGGUGGUCCUGAUAAGCGAGGAGAAGUUGGUUUGGGAUCAGAAGCUAAGCUUGAAUUUAAAGGAGGAUUUGGUCGUGGACAGAAGCCACCUCAGUAAAUCAUUGUAAUGUAAAAAAAAUAAUUAAAAAAAUUCUUCUACA
Messenger RNA from Argiope bruennichi, 660 nucleotides. RefSeq names its product 40S ribosomal protein S10b-like. Gene Ontology annotation, molecular function: RNA binding; structural constituent of ribosome. The coding region runs from base 147 to 617 and encodes 156 amino acids. Gene Ontology annotation, cellular component: cytosolic small ribosomal subunit. The record is from RefSeq and is a predicted model, not a curated record. NCBI's taxonomy places the organism in Eukaryota, Metazoa, Arthropoda, Arachnida, Araneae, Araneidae. The transcript has 5 exons.